AUGGUUAAAGCUCAGCAGAUCUCAACUGCAUCAAUUACCCAAGGAAGCCAACUUCCUACUGUUAAUCUUGGAAGCCCAACUUCAAGCUCUUCUAAGCCUAAGUCAUCCAAAUCAAAGAUUCAAUCUACGACAGCUAAGCCCAGCUCUGCUCAGCCCAAGUCCAAGGCUAAAACAAAGUCCAAGGCUAAAUCUACAACUCAUGUAUCUCCUGCUAAGCCUAAGGUUAAAACCAAGUCAUCCCGAGAUGAGCUUCUCAAGAUGGCCCGUCUGCUUGUUGAUCAGGCUGAAGCCCAGUCAGAUUCGGAUAAUUCGGAUAACAACAAUUCAAAAGAAAGUUCAGACAGUUCAACCUCUUCUGAAGGUUCAACUACUCAAAACCCAUAUGGACUUGAGUUCCAAGAUGCUCAGGACCCAUAUGCUUAA
Camellia sinensis is the source of this 423-nucleotide messenger RNA. Lineage: Eukaryota; Viridiplantae; Streptophyta; Magnoliopsida; Ericales; Theaceae. The record is from RefSeq and is a predicted model, not a curated record.